This is a messenger RNA of Kuraishia capsulata CBS 1993, 1704 nucleotides long. RefSeq lists its product as uncharacterized. Lineage: Eukaryota; Fungi; Ascomycota; Pichiomycetes; Pichiales; Pichiaceae. The record is from RefSeq and is a predicted model, not a curated record. The coding region runs from base 1 to 1704 and encodes 567 amino acids. The transcript has a single exon.
AUGACGUUUUUUUUCACCUCCGUUAGUUUAGCCUCCAAGGUUGUAAACUUGUUCUCGAGAGAGAAGUACUAUGAUAAGGCUGCAGCUAAGAAGAAGGCCACUCGCGAUUUAAUCCCUGAAAAAUGGAGACUUCCAGCAGAUUUGUACCCAACUGAUCCAAUGGCCAAUGUUUUGGAUAUCCCAAGAACUUGUGGAAUUUUGACUGAGAAGGAACAGGACAUUACCGAGAACUACACUGCAGCUGAGAUGCUGGUCAAGCUCAGCUCAGGUGAGUUCACCUCGGUCGAAGUCACCACAGCAUUCUGCAAGAGAGCUGCCAUUGCAACUCAAUUGACCGACUGUUGCACUGAGUUGAUGUUCGAUCUUGCUUUGGCAAGAGCCAAGGAGUGUGACGACUAUCUGGCUGAGACUGGAAAGGUCCUUGGACCCUUGCAUGGAUUGCCUAUCAGCAUCAAAGAUUCGUUCCAUGUGCCAGGUUUUGACUCAACCAUCGGAUAUGUUUCCUUCAUUGGUAACAAGUCGCUCUUUGACGAUUACUCGGCCCUUUGUAAGUUGCUUUUGGCCCAGGGUGCUGUUUUCUACGUCAAGACCAACAUCCCCCAGACCUUGAUGGCAGGUGAGUCUGUCAAUAACGUUUGGGGUCGCACCUUAAAUCCCAACAACAUUGGACUUUGUGCCGGAGGUUCUUCAGGUGGUGAGGGUGCUCUUUCCAAGAUGAGAGGUUCCAUUCUGGGAGUGGGAACCGACAUUGGUGGCUCCAUUCGUAUCCCUGCAUUGUGCAACGGUGUGUAUGGAUUCAGACCAACUAUUGGAAGAGUUCCGUACGGUGGUCAGCAAUCCCCAAGUACCACCCUCAGUGGAAGACCGGAUGGUACUUUGUGUGGUUUGACAGCCGUUGCUGGUCCUCUGACAAACGAUUGCGACGAUAUGAAGGUAUUUUUCAAGGCCGUGAUCGAGGGCCAACCUUGGAAGUACGAUGGAACGGCCAAGUGUGUUCCAUUCGACAGAUCCUUUGAUUCCUGGACUGGAAAAGAAAAACUCAAGAUUGGUGUUGUUCUUGAAGAUAAGGCUAUUCCCAUCCACCCAAAUAUAAAGAAGACUAUCCUGGAGUCCGCUGCUAAGUUGAAGGCUGCUGGUCAUGAGGUAAUCAUCUUCGAUGAGUCUCCCGAUAUCUGGAGAGGAUGGCAGAUCAGUUCUUCGUUGUUUAGAUAUGAUGGAAAUUACUCCAUGUCCUAUAAUAUCAUAUCCUCGGGAGAGCCUCCAAUCCAAGAGAUCAGCACUUUUCACUUUCCUCCAAACAAACUGCCAGACCUAGUGUCCCUUACCAGGGCCAAGGCCAAGCUCGUUCUCGAAUGGCGCAACUUCUUCACCAACCAGAAUUUGGAUGUUCUUAUGUGUGCAGCAGCUCCUUGCUCCGCUCCAGUUCAUGGAGAUUUCCUUGACGCCCCAUACACUACCAUCUGGAACAUGUGUGACUUCCCAUCUGUGGUGAUGCCGGUGGGUAAGCCACUUGCAGCUGAUGAUGAUUUCUCAGAAUAUCCUAUAACUAAGGACCCCUCGGUCAAGACCUUUGAACACUGUGUCGCACCUUGGAAACCAGACCAAAUGGUUGGUGGUAUUCCUCACGUUCAAUUUGUUGCGAGGGAUUUUGAAGAUGAGAAGCUUCUGGCAUGCUGCUCUAUUUUGGAUAAAGUGCUUCACUAG